Lottia gigantea (owl limpet) is the source of this 1524-nucleotide messenger RNA. RefSeq lists its product as hypothetical. Gene Ontology annotation, cellular component: Noc1p-Noc2p complex; nucleolus; Noc2p-Noc3p complex. Lineage: Eukaryota; Metazoa; Mollusca; Gastropoda; Lottiidae. Bases 1 to 987 code for a protein of 328 amino acids. Gene Ontology annotation, molecular function: histone binding; transcription corepressor activity. The transcript is spliced from 8 exons. The record is from RefSeq and is a predicted model, not a curated record. Gene Ontology annotation, biological process: negative regulation of transcription by RNA polymerase II; ribosomal large subunit biogenesis.
AUGGCAGUAACUUGCACAUACAAGAUUUUUGAACAGGUAGAUUUUAAUAAAAAGCACAAGACACAGAGUUUUAAACCUUUGAAUUUUUCAUGUGUUCUCAAGUUAUCCAAGGCACAAACAGAAGAGAAGGCAUUCAAGGAUGGCUUAAUAGACCAGUUAUAUGAAUUGUUAAUGGAUCAUCUUAAAGUUCAUUCUCAUUCUAUUGGAUUUCCUGAACUGGUAUUACCAGCAGUUUUACAGCUGAAAGCAUUUUUAAAGAAAUGUAAAAUAGCUAAUUAUUGUAAACAAAUAAAACAGAUAGUGGAUAAAAUUGAUGAAAAUAGUAAAUUUAUAACACAGAAGAGAAAAUAUGUUAAUUUUACAUUAGAGAAUGAUAAUGCUGUGGAUGCGUGGGAAAGGAAGAUUAAAGAUGAAGGUACACCUAUCAGUAAAUUCUAUAAGGCAUGGAGAGUAUUAAGAGAUAAAGAAAUACAACAUGAAAUAUCAGGAAAAGAUAGGCUAACUGAUGUAACAGAAUUACCAACUAUCAAGAGACCUAAAGGACCUAUCAAACCAACAGAUGAGGAAAAGAAGGAGUUUUCAGCAUUAUUUGACUCAGAUAGUGAGGAUUCUCAAGAUGAUGAAACAAGAUUUAAAGCUGAUAAAGUGAAGAAUAAAAAGAAGAAAAUUGAUGUUGAAGAAGAUGAUGAUGAUGAUUCUGUCGAAGACUUUAGUGGAGAUAAUUUAAGCGAAUAUGAUAGCGAUGAAUUGGAACAAUUGGCUGAAUCAGCCAGUGAAGAUGAUGAUGAUGAUGAAGAUAUUGAUGAUGAUGAUGAUGAUGAUCCAGAGAGUAAUGAGGAAAGUGAUGAACCUCGAAAAGUUGAAACAAAAGUCAAGACAAAACCAAAGCCACCUUCAGUAAACAGAAUGGAAAGAAAGAGAAAACUACUACAAGAAGGCCAGGGAAUUAGUGAUGUUGUUAAAGAAUUUAAAUUGGAUGAUUUCUAGAAAUAUUCUUUCUUGAAUAUAUAUUUUUAUUUCUGUCAGGGGUGUUUCUUAUUUGUAAAUUCACAUUUAUCUAUCAAUAUAUAGAAAUUAUAACCCAGAUAUGUUCAGCGAAGACGUCUUUUGACAUCCUGAACAUUAUAUAAUCACAAACAGUAAACUUUAUUAUAAAAUAAAACAAAAUAGAAAUUGAAAGAACAUGACCAACAAUUAUAUUGUGUUUCAUUCAGCUCAACCUUCACCUUGUUCAUUAGUUUCUGUGAGUUAAACAUUGUCUCAGUAAUGAAAGGUUGACAUUUUGCCAGGUUAACAGGCAUGAGCAGAUAACUCUGUAUGCAGAUUGAUUGUGAUUGGCUAGAAUCACAGGGUCAAAUCACUGUGUAAUUUUAAAAUUUGCAAGACAAAAUAGUUUUCAAUUCAAAAAAUUUUUCUACUAAAAAUACAAUAUUUCAUAAAUAAUUAUUUGAUUUUUUUAUUAUGGUAUGUGUAAAAUAUAAAUUAUGCAGUAACUAUUAAAUAAAUAUAGAUUCUCAAACUGAA